Somion occarium is the source of this 977-nucleotide messenger RNA. The record is from the annotation of a GenBank genome assembly. Lineage: Eukaryota; Fungi; Basidiomycota; Agaricomycetes; Polyporales; Cerrenaceae.
GCAUAUACCACUGUGCCUUGCUCGUGCUUCCAAUACCAUCUCUCGUAUACCCGCUUAUAAUCACUCUUGACGACAACGACGAUGCACCUCUUUUCUGUCAUACCUAGAGGUGUCCUCACUCUGCUCUUUGCCUCGUUGCUUCUCUCAUUAGCGGAUGCACAUUCAUAUUUCAUCGUCACGAGUCCGACGCAAGGAACGCAGCUGCAGAACGGCGCUGCGAACCGGAUAACAUGGAUAAAAGGUCUUUUGGAUGACAUCGACGCAUUCGAUGUGGAGAUGUCGAGGUUAAGCGUCGACGGUCUUAUCCUUGUCGCAAGAGAUGUGCCGGCUGGAUCGGGGUCAUUCAACCUGUUCUUGCAAGACGUGCCCUCGGCAGACGACUACUACCUACUCUUCCUAAACUCGACGUCUGGCGUGAUGUUCACCACAUCCUCACGGUUUUCGAUUGGCGACAGCAGUUCGAAUGCGACAGCCACGGAGCCAGAGAGCAGUGCGCCUACGGUGACGAUAUCGGGAGGACCGAAUCCGUUGAACGACUUUGCGACGACGUUCCCACCGAGUGCGAAUGGGGUUGCGAUGCCGGGGUGGAAGGCGAUCGAGGGGAGCAAGGGGCAGUUGAUUGGCCUGUUUAUGGCCAUGAUGUUGUGUAUGGCUGGCGGGGCGUUCACGCUGCUGUAGCCAUUGUUUGACUGCCUCUCCCUUUCCAUAUCGCUUUUCGUGUUCUCUUGGUUUCGUGGUGCUAUCUAUUGGGUGUGUUGUCGGGGAGCGGAUGUGGAUAUCUUAGGGGUGAAGACGUUUACGAUGGUUGCCAAGGUAAGUACACUGGCGCGUGUACAUAGGAUUAGAAGAGAUGGGAAUAUAUUUGUUUGGACGAUCUGCGCGUUGUUUGUGAUGGUCUCCUGAUUAUUCGUGGAGAUAGAGUGUGUUUUGGGUAGUAAAGAACACUAAAGCACUCGUAAUACAUAGUGUGUUCUGGC